AUGCGGAUAGAACAAAGCCAGAUGCCGGAUAGGAUCACCGGCCCGCAUCGCAAAUGUCACCGCGUCCCUCCCUUAUUUUCGUAUGCCGGCCCGAUCCAGCGCUCUGGAGAUGGCGAGAGCCAGGUCGAGGCGGUGACAAACGAGGGUUGCAGGGCGACGCAAACUGGAGAUUCCGGCUGCGGUGGAACUGCGAGCUCAGGUCUUGGGAGGGACGGAGCCUUAGUUGAGGCGGCGGCGGGCCCAUCGGAAGGCCUGCCGUGUAUGUUUUGGCGGGCAGGCGCAACGGCAACGCUCCUCACUUCUCUGGAACAACCAAACAACGGCAGGCAGGAGCACCCGGGCGUCUCCCGUAACCCAGCACGACGUGGACAUCGCGACAACGGUCAGGGUUUCCCCGGGUCUGAGGGGUGGGCACGAGGAGAGGCGUGGCCACAGUGCAACGAGGAGACACAGCGAUGGGGUUUGAAACCAAGUUGGAGGGGUGCGAAGACACCAGAUGGCGUCCGUUGCCUCCAUCUUGUAUUACAGCGCCAGUCACAGCGCCGUCAGCCGAGGCUGGUACAAGUCGCGAUCCAAAGCAGCUGGCGAGGCAAGGAAACACCCCGCGCUUGCCCACCGCCUUUUCGUCGCCAUGUGGUAGCGUGUGGGCGGUUUGGCAUGCUGUCCAGGAGCCGUGGGCGAGCAGUCGUUAUUGUACGUGGAAUAUGGAGGCAUGCACCGCUAGCCGGAUAUAAUGCUCUGGUGUGUAAAGGGAGAUUCGCACAGAAGCAUGCAGGCUGGAUCUGGGAUCUGCCCGAUGGCAAUUGCGGCGGCGGAAGGGUCGACGCUACAGGCUUGACAGCCCCUGCGCGAUGGAUGGCGCAAGCGCCGGGCCUUGGCUGCCCGCACGGCGAACUGCUCGAGGACAUGACGGACUGUCAGGCGGUUCGACUGCUGUUGUGCAACGCCGGCGAGCGUCGCACUGGUGCUCCCGCAGCAGUCGCAUUGCAGCGCACAGCCUGGCCGCGCGGGCGAGCGGCCUUGGAACAGCGGGACCCGGUUGCGAGGGUCGUCGGGAGCGUCAGCGCAGGCGCACAGCUUGGGCGGUCAAGGCUGCUCUGGUCGUCGGGAUGCAGUGAGGUGGUUUCGGCGUCUGUCGCUGUCGGCCGUCGCGAGGACCCGAUGGCGGUCCCAGACGUCCCCCACACGGCAGCGUCAGGCCCGUCGCCGUCGCGUUCGCGUUCUUUGGCGGGGGGAGAUCGCCGCCAAAACAAAGGACCGCCGCGGCACGAGGGCGAUGGGGCGUUUUGGAUCUUGCAGCGAACAACGAUGCGAAGGAUCGGCCGGCAGCGCGGGAUUCGAGAACCACGGCGUGAUUGGCCUGCACGCACCCAUCCCUGCGCCCAUCACGCCCCCCUUGAACCUCGCGUCCCAACGCCUGCCUCUGCCCACCACACGCCCCGUGUCAGUCCGCUGUCAAGACACAUCUCGGGCCAGCGUCCAGCCCUCUGCCAUUGCUGCUGCUCCGUCUGCCGGGCAUGGGCCGUGCCGUCGCUACACCGGCACGUGUCGGUCUCUCUGCCUCUGCCCUCUGCCCUCUGUCUGCCCCAACCGCCCGACCUUGAUCAAACAGGCCGUAGCGUAACCACUGGCCUACGGCGUGGUGCUGAGCGUCUUGCGGGCGCCCGCCGUUUGAGAGAGCCUUUGCACGAGUCGAUUUGUCUGGGAUCCGCUGCCUUGCCGUGCUGUUUCGGGGGCGCCUGGCAUCGCUGUCGAUCACCCGCGUCAAAUGCAAUAUGA
Molecule: messenger RNA, 1779 nt
Organism: Paraphaeosphaeria sporulosa
Lineage: Eukaryota; Fungi; Ascomycota; Dothideomycetes; Pleosporales; Didymosphaeriaceae
Exons: 4
Coding region: 1-1779 (592 amino acids)
Source: RefSeq, a predicted model, not a curated record